Chrysoperla carnea is the source of this 1315-nucleotide messenger RNA. RefSeq names its product L-xylulose reductase-like. The record is from RefSeq and is a predicted model, not a curated record. Gene Ontology annotation, molecular function: carbonyl reductase (NADPH) activity; L-xylulose reductase (NADPH) activity. Gene Ontology annotation, biological process: xylulose metabolic process; glucose metabolic process. Lineage: Eukaryota; Metazoa; Arthropoda; Insecta; Neuroptera; Chrysopidae. Bases 147 to 881 code for a protein of 244 amino acids. The transcript is spliced from 5 exons.
AAAAUCUUAAACACUACGCUAAUGAGUAAGAAAAAUAUGCUCUGCUGAUAAUUUAAUAAAAUUAGUUUAAAAACAAUUUAAGCCUAACAGGUCUAGCACAACUUCAACUAGUAACUCAUACUUUUAAAUAACAAGUUUUAUAUGAAAUGGAAAUUUCAUUCUCAGGAAAACGUAUUGUAGUUACGGGCGCUGGCCAAGGUAUUGGUAGAGAUAUUGUUAAAAAAUUAGUGGAAUGUAAAGCAAAAGUAAUUGCUGUAAGUCGCACCAAAAGUUAUCUGGAAACGUUAAAACAAGAAUGUCCUGAUAUUGAGAUAAUAGCUGUAGACUUACAAAAUUGGAAUGCCACUCGAGAAGCACUUAGUAAACUAAAAAAUAUUGAUGGACUUGUAAAUAAUGCUGCCAUUGCUAUGUUAAGAGGAUUUUUUGAUAUUACAGAACACGACGUUGAUUUAUCUUUCGAUGUUAAUGUCAAAUCAGUAAUAAAUGUAUCGCAAAUAAUUGCUGCUGAUAUGGUGGCGCGUAAAUCUGGAGGGGCUAUUGUUAACAUAAGUUCACAAGCUGCAUUAGCUGCCUUACGAGAUCAUACAGUAUAUUGUGGUACAAAAGGGGCACUUGAUAGUAUUGCACGAUGUAUGGCAUUAGAAUUAGGACCACACAACAUUCGUGUAAAUUGUGUAAAUCCAACAGUUAUCAUGACCGAAAUGGGAAAACUUGGUUGGUCUGAUCCAGCUAAAGCACAAUCAAUGAUAUCAAAAAUUCCUUUAGGAAGAUUUGGUGAAGUUGACGAAGUUGUGAAUGCAGUAUUAUUUUUAUUGUCGGAUAAAUCUUCAAUGAUCAAUGGUGUUUCUCUUCCAGUAGAUGGUGGAUUUUUGGCAACAUAACUUUUUUAACAAUUUAAUUAUAUUGUAAGAAUUUUAAUUUUCAAUAAAGCCUUGUAAAAAAUUUCAAUUCCCGUUUAACAAGCUUGUAUUAGUUAUAACAUUGACACGCCCACUAGAUCUCUAUAUAAGAUGCCAAGAAUUGAAACUGGUCCCAUGUCAAUAUCACCAUUUGUUCUCGAGAUACGCGAGGCGAAAAUUGAAUUCGAACAUAUAUACAUACAUACAUGUGCACACACGGACAUCCUUUUAAAAACCAUACUAUUAGACUCUAAAGGCCUUGAAACGUUCAACAAUCUGCAAAAUCGGACCCAUUACAAUAACUUCCCACUGGGAGGUUAUUACCUAGAAAUCAACUUACGUUUUCUGAAAUUAAAUUUAUAGAUUCUAAAACGUGGAAAGGUGUUUUAUUUGACAAAAACUGAUACGGAUUUAAU